GCAAGGAGACUUUGGGCAGGAGUUUCAGUCACAGAGCGAAGAGAACAUCACACCAUGCUCUCAGUAGCGCUCCUCUCAUCUUUCUGUAUUUUCUUUGGAUCAUGCCAGCAGUUAUCUGGAAGAGGAGAUGUUGGACCACAGUUGCUUACAGAGAUGAAGGAAACAAAUUCAGUGCUACGAGAAGUUCGAGAGCUUCUAAAGCGACAGAUUGAAGAAAUAACAUUUUUGAAAAACACGGUUAUGGAGUGUGAUGCUUGUGGUCUGCACGGUUCCACAGGCCAACAUUUCAGUGGGCCAGGAAUUACUGUGACAUCUUUCGGAAACAAAUGCAACCCAAAUCCCUGUUUCUCUGGUGUUACAUGCAUAGAGACAAGCUCUGGGUUUCAGUGUGGAUCUUGUCCGGUGGGCUAUUUGGGAAAUGGAACUCACUGCACCGACAUUAAUGAGUGCACAGUGAACCCAUGUUUUCCCAGAGUACGCUGCGUCAACACAUCUCCUGGCUUCCACUGUGAGCCCUGCCCUAUUGGUUAUAUAGGAAAGAGGGUAGAAGGCAUUGGGCUGGAUUAUGCAAGAGCUAAUAAGCAGAUGUGUGAUGAUUUAAAUGAAUGUGAGAGUGGAACCAACCCAUGUCCUGCAAACUCUUUGUGCACCAAUACCAAGGGUUCCUACAAAUGUACCCCCUGCAAGGCAGGGCAAGGAGGAGCCUGCAAAAGUGAAAAAAGAUGUCCCAAUGGAGAGAUAAGCAAGUGUCAUGAAAAUGCUGACUGCAUCAAGGAACGGGAUGGUUCCAUAGUAUGCGUGUGCGCAGUUGGGUGGGCGGGAAAUGGAUUAUUGUGUGCAAAGGACACAGACAUUGAUGGAUUUCCUGAUGAAAAGCUGAGGUGUAGUGAUGUUAAAUGUAAAAAGGACAACUGCGUAACAGUCCCCAAUUCUGGUCAGGAAGAUGCAGACAGAGAUGGUAUCGGAGAUGCUUGUGAUGAUGAUGCUGACGGAGAUGGGAUUCCAAAUAUGCAGGAUAACUGCAUUUACGUUCCUAAUGUGGACCAGAAAAAUGUUGACCAGGAUGACUAUGGAGAUGCUUGUGAUAACUGUCGUAAUGUUAAGAAUGAUCAGACGGACACAGACCGGGAUGGAAAAGGAGACGUCUGUGACGAUGAUAUGGAUGGAGACAAAAUCAAAAAUGCAGUAGACAACUGUAAGAAAAUUCCCAACUAUGACCAGAAAGACACAGAUGGAGAUGGCGUAGGAGAUGUUUGUGACAGUUGUCCAACAAUCAGGAACCCAGACCAAUCAGAUGCUGAUCAUGACCUAGUUGGUGACCUCUGUGAUACCAACCAAGACAGAGACGGUGAUGGUCACCAAGACACAAGUGAUAACUGCCCUUCAGUGGUCAACAGCGACCAAUUGGACACUGACAAGGAUGGAGAUGGAGAUGAGUGUGAUGAGGAUGAUGAUAAUGAUGGCAUUCCAGACACUGCUCCUCCCGGUCCUGAUAACUGUAGAAUUGUACCUAAUCCUGACCAGGCUGAUUCUGAUGGCAACGGUAUUGGGAAUGCUUGUGAAGGGGAUUUCGACAAAGAUUUAGUUGUUGACAAAGUUGAUGUUUGUCCAGAAAAUGCUGAGAUCACUCUGACAGAUUUUAGGGCAUACCAAACUGUUGUUUUAGAUCCUGAAGGUGAUGCCCAGAUUGAUCCAAACUGGAUUGUUUUAAAUGAGGGGAUGGAAAUUGUACAGACAAUGAAUAGUGACCCUGGACUUGCUGUGGGUUAUACUGCAUUCAAUGGAGUGGACUUUGAAGGAACGUUUCAUGUCAACACAGAAACAGAUGAUGAUUAUGCUGGAUUUAUCUUUGGCUAUCAGGAUAGUUCUAGCUUCUAUGCUGUCAUGUGGAAACAAAUGGAGCAAACCUAUUGGCAGGCCAAUCCAUUCCGAGCAGUGGCUGAACCUGGAAUUCAGCUAAAGGCUGUUAAAUCAACAACAGGACCAGGGGAGCACCUCAGAAAUUCAUUAUGGCACACUGGCGAUACUGUCAACCAAGUCAAGCUGCUGUGGAAAGAUCCCAGAAAUGUGGGAUGGAAAGAUAAGACCUCAUAUCGUUGGUUCUUGCAGCACAGACCUUCAGUUGGGUACAUUAGGGUGAAGUUCUUUGAAGGUCCUGAACUAGUUGCAGAUUCGGGGGUUGUCCUGGAUACCACAAUGAGGGGAGGGCGCUUGGGAGUCUUUUGUUUCUCCCAGGAGAACAUCAUUUGGUCAAACUUACGAUAUCGUUGUAAUGAUACCAUCCCCAAUGACUAUGAGGCAUUUAAAGAACAGCUCAAGAAACUGUAAUCAUCUUACAACCACUCACAAAAUUGCUUCAUUUCUAUUCUAUGAUAGUAAAUGUGGGUAAAUGAUUUGAUUUUCAUCAGUUGACUUUACACACCUCCAUCAGUUGCAAGCACCUACAUUUAAGAAACCAUCAAAGCUAAGUAGGAAGUUUUAGCAAAAUGAACGUGGAUAAUCUCACUUUUAGUUGACAUGGCACACAAUGUUUUGCACACCAUAUUAAAGGUGUUGACUAUUGCAAAGCUGUCCUCAGGUAAUGCUCUGUCAUUACCCUACCAUCUGCAAAUGGAACACAUUUUGUUAGCUAUCUAUGGCUCAAACUGUUACAUCCUAAUGAAGCAGAAUGAUAUCAUGUGAUGGUUUAUUAAUAGUUUCAGUAUUCUGUGAAGCUUUUAACAUCGUUAUGACUUCUGUGUGUAAAGGGGAAAUGUAACUAUGCCAUUCUAAUGCCUAUUGCAAUGUGUGCACCAAGACUAAAUUGUUACAUAUGGGAGUCAUUUACUUACCAACAAGUGCAAAGUGUAAUGUAUUAAUAUGCAUGCAGCUGCGCAAAACGGAGAAAAUGUUCCUUGUAAAGAUGUUAUUUCUGGCAAAUGCUGUCUGCACAUGAUUAUUUAGAAAUAAGUGCACUGCAUAUUUAGAGGCAGGUUGAUGUGGGAACCCUGGAGCUAUUACCAGCUUUAAGUGAUGUCUAAGCUUAGACAAAAGUAAGUUUCAUUUUUACACUACAACUGCAAUGCAACUGCAUUUGCAGGUCAUAAAUUACCUUAUAAACUUACUAAAGGGUGCACAAUUUGACCUAUGAUGUAAAUAAAUCCUAGUUGAAAAAAUGUGAAAGAAAAUUUGAAGGUGUGACCUUUUUAAGGCUUCAUUGACAAUGGUUCAUUUUGCACCAUUUGUGUAGAGCAGAUACAAGAUGAAAGCAAAAGGUUUAAGUGAGAAGUUGCAGGAGGCAGAAGGGAACAGGAAAAAAGAAGGAAAAUAUGAAAGGGUGGUAAGAGAAAGAAAGUCAAAGGGGCUUUGAAUAAAAAAGUGAGGGAGAUGGUGGAAAAGUUAUAAACAAAAGAGUAAAGAAAGAGAAAGGAAAGUUGAAUCAAAAUAUUUGUAUGCACUCCAUACAAAUUGGCUGUAUCUUAGAGCUGUAUGGCAAAGAGAGCUUAAAUAAAAAAAAACUUCUUUUAGUUUUACCAUAACAGAGAAAGAUUUCCAUCAUAACAUAACUAAGGCUAUUCUGACCUCAUUUUUCAUUCUAACAAAUAUAUCAUUCAAACCAGGUGCUUGGAUGUAAGAAAUGUACAAUAUAUAGUCUUGUAAUGAAUAAAAUGCUUCUAGAUGGUUUGUAUUAUUUGUUAUGAUGCUGUAUGAAUUCAUAUAACAUGUAUGUAUGUAGACACUGAAUAGUUCAUGUGUACAGAAAUAAAAAUAUAAUUCUUUCAUAUUAAGAACCCUGA
Xenopus tropicalis (tropical clawed frog) is the source of this 3776-nucleotide messenger RNA. It is a transcript of the gene comp, whose product is annotated as cartilage oligomeric matrix protein. Gene Ontology annotation, biological process: cell adhesion. The record is from RefSeq and is a predicted model, not a curated record. Gene Ontology annotation, molecular function: calcium ion binding. Bases 55 to 2328 code for a protein of 757 amino acids. Lineage: Eukaryota; Metazoa; Chordata; Amphibia; Anura; Pipidae. The transcript is spliced from 19 exons. Gene Ontology annotation, cellular component: sarcoplasmic reticulum; extracellular region.